Messenger RNA from Moesziomyces aphidis, 1179 nucleotides. The record is from the annotation of a GenBank genome assembly. NCBI's taxonomy places the organism in Eukaryota, Fungi, Basidiomycota, Ustilaginomycetes, Ustilaginales, Ustilaginaceae.
AUGUCGCGACCAUCGUCCUCACGCUCUUCCCCUACUCCAUCGGAUACCGUCUUUCCUGACCCUCCGACCGCAAACAUUUCAGCAGUCGCCUUUUCGCCCACGCCGUCCACAUCGACCAGCAUCCUCGUAGCCAGCUGGGACCAUGGCGUCCACCACUACCGGCUCGACGAAGGGGGCGCUGUGAAGGUGCAGACGUUCGCGCACGAGGCGCCUGUGCUCGAUGUGUGCUUUGUGAGCGAUACGAUCGCGGCAUCUGCCGGAGUGGAUCGGCGCGUACGGCUGCACGAUCUGGAUGCAGGCAAGACGAUGGUGGUGGGCAAACACGACGAUGCGGUGCUCAAGCUGCGGUGGUGCGCAAAGACGCAGCUGCUUGUCUCCGGAUCCUCCGAUAGGACGUUGCGCUUUUGGGAUGUGCAUGGCGGUGGGGCGCUCAAGACACUCCGAAUGCCGGACAAGGUGAUUGCGAUGGACAUUUCACCCGCCUUCCCCGGCGUGCAGGCUUCGCAACUACCAACCGCAUCGCAAGGGGGAAAGUUGGCGGAGCGGGAUGAAACACCAAGACUGGUGGUUGGGAUGGCUGGACGACACGUAUACGUCUACGACCUGGUACCACUGCGUGCUGCGAUCGAUAGAGAGGCAAGGGGGGAGGCGGUGGAGGAACGCGAUUGGAAGCCGGACCAGAAACGCGAGUCGUCGCUCAAGUUCAUGGCGCGCGAUGUGCGAUGCAUGCCAUCUGGCGACGGCUAUGCGACAUCGAGCAUCGAAGGUCGAAUCGCCGUCGAGUUUUUCAAUCCCAAACCUGCGAUUCAGGCGCUCAAGUAUGCCUUCAAAUGCCAUCGUGAAACUAUGGACGAUGAAGAAGGACCGUAUGAUACGGUCUAUCCCGUCCACGCGAUUGCCUUCCAUCCCACUCACGGAACAUUUGCGAGUUUGGGUGGAGAUGGCGUGGCGAGUGUCUGGGACGCAGGCGCCAAGAAGCGCAUUCGUCAGUACCCGCGUUUGGAAUCGACCAUCACCGCGGCCGCCUUCGACGCCUCCGGCCACGUCUUGCUCAUCGCCACGGGCACCGAUGCCGUCGAACCGACCAAGGCUCCCAACAAGGUCGCGCUCAUCGCAAAGACCAACGUGCAGGAAGAGUGCAAGCCCAAAUCCAAGUCGUCGUCCAAAUCGAAAAAGUAG